This is a messenger RNA of Drosophila suzukii, 1513 nucleotides long. RefSeq names its product AP-3 complex subunit carmine (gene cm). Gene Ontology annotation, biological process: endocytosis; intracellular protein transport. NCBI's taxonomy places the organism in Eukaryota, Metazoa, Arthropoda, Insecta, Diptera, Drosophilidae. The record is from RefSeq and is a predicted model, not a curated record. Gene Ontology annotation, cellular component: cytoplasmic vesicle; clathrin adaptor complex.
GACCCCUCCCGCUACCAUCUCCAAUUUGUCAUCCCUAAUAUUGAAUUGCAAAAAAAAUCGAGCUUAAAUAGUAAACAAAAAUGAUACAUAGUCUGUUUAUAGUGAACAGCGGCGGCGAGGUCUUCCUGGAAAAGCACUGGCGCUCGGUGGUCUCGCGAUCCGUGUGCGAAUACUUCCUCGACGCCCAGCGAGCCGCUCCAUAUGACGUGCCGCCGGUGAUAGCCACGCCCCACUACUACCUGAUCACGGUGCAAAGGGACGCGGUGUCCCUGGUGGCCGCCUGCAAGCAGGAGGUGCCGCCACUCUUCGUCAUCGAGUUCCUGCAUCGCGUGGUGGACACCUUUCAGGACUACUUCGGCGACUGCUCUGAGUCCGUGAUCAAGGACAACUAUGUGGUCGUCUACGAGCUGCUGGACGAGAUGCUGGACAACGGUUUCCCGCUGGCAACCGAGAGCAACAUCCUCAAGGAGCUGAUCAAGCCGCCCAACAUCCUGCGCACCAUUGCCAACACGGUGACGGGCAAGAGCAAUGUGAGCACCACCCUGCCAUCGGGCCAGCUGUCGGCGAUUCCCUGGCGCCGGAGUGGCGUGAGGUACACCAACAACGAGGCGUACUUCGAUGUCAUCGAGGAGGUGGACGCUAUCAUAGACAAGUCGGGAUCCACGGUGUUUGCGGAAAUCCAGGGAUACAUCGACUGCUGCAUCAAGUUAUCCGGCAUGCCCGAUCUGACGUUGUCCUUCAUGAAUCCUCGCCUAUUCGACGACGUGUCCUUCCAUCCCUGCGUGCGCUUCAAACGCUGGGAGGCGGAGCGCCUGCUCUCCUUCAUCCCGCCCGAUGGCAACUUCCGCCUGAUGUCGUAUCACAUAAGCUCCCAGUCUGUGGUGGCCAUACCCAUCUACAUCAGGCACAAUUUCUCGAUCAAAACGGGGGAGCAGGGACGUCUGGAUCUGACGAUUGGGCCCAGGAACACCCUGGGACGCACCGUGGACAAGGUGAAGCUGGAGCUGACCAUGCCGCGAUGCGUGCUCAACUGCCUGCUGACGCCGAAUCAGGGCAAGUACACCUUCGAUUCGGUGACCAAGACACUGUCCUGGGAUGUGGGACGCAUCGAUGUGUCCAAGCUGCCAAAUAUUAGGGGAUCGGUUUCCAUCACGCCCGGAACGACCAACAUCGAUGCCAAUCCCUCCGUGAAUGUCCAGUUCCAGAUCUCGCAGCUGGCCGUCUCUGGGCUGAAGGUGAAUCGCCUGGACAUGUACGGCGAGAAGUACAAGCCCUUCAAGGGUGUCAAAUACCUGACCAAGGCGGGCAAGUUCCAGGUGCGGAUGUAGACGAGAUCAGCAUCCCGAUUCCGAUUCUGAUUCCGAUUCCAGCUUUAAUAUAGUGCUAACGUUAAGUGUAUUCCACUGUUGUAUGUCAUUUGAUUUCUGUGCCCCGUCUCUCCCCCUCUCCCUAUCUCUCUCUCUAUCUCAUCUAUGUAUCUAUAUCUACCCAUAAAAGUUAAACUCCAAGUGUA